AUGACAUUUCAAAUGACGAAACCAACACUUAUCGACAUUCUCAACAAUGAAACAUCAUAUCCGUAUUCGCUUGAUGAUUUUGCUACAUUUCUAGAUCAAACAUUUUGUCUUGAAAAUCUAGAAUUCUGGUUAGCCGUUCGUCAAUACAAAUAUUAUACAUAUAAUUUUUACAAUUCACCCGAUCUCUUGACACCAAAUUCAUCAUCAUUAUCGCUUCCAACGUCAGAUAUUCUUUACGAUGAUGCAUCUUUACGUGGAGAUGCACCAGCACAUUCAGAAUUUCUUAAACAAAAGCUUCACAAAAUUAUUGAAACUUUUAUUUUACCACAUUCACCAAAAGAAAUUAAUAUUGAAGCAUCAGUUCGUGACGAUUUAUUAACAAAUGUUUUCACAUAUAAUAAUUACGAUUCAUCAAUAUUGGAUGUUGUUAGUAAUCAAAUUUUUGAAUUGAUGCAAGAAUCUAGUUUUGCUCAAUUCUUGAUUGAAGCUGGACAUCUUGAAUUAAGAUUAUCAAGUGAAAGCGAAAGUUGUCAAGAAGAUUGUUCGGAACCAUCAAGUCCAGGUGACCAACUUUUUAGCAAAGGUGUCUUCCGAAAUAAUCUAAAGGGUAUUCGAGGGAAACAAAAAUUCA
Racocetra persica is the source of this 631-nucleotide messenger RNA. The record is from the annotation of a GenBank genome assembly. Lineage: Eukaryota; Fungi; Glomeromycota; Glomeromycetes; Diversisporales; Gigasporaceae.